CCUCACCUCACCUCACCUCACCCCACCACACCGCUCCUCUCCUGCUAUUCGCCAGGUAUGUCAUCUUUAACAGCCAACAUGUUCUGAGCUACAGGGAAUUUCAGAAAACUCCAGAGGAGCACCAUGGAGGAACAAAGACUAGCACUGAUCAUGACCAUGUGGCUCUUCAGCAGCCAGAAUCUACAGCAUGCAUCAGCUUUUAACCUGGAUAAUACCAACAUUUUGAGGAAAAGUGGGGAACCUGGGAGUCUGUUUGGAUUUUCCCUCACAAUGCACCAUCAACUCAAACCUACGGAUCAGCAAUUCUUGCUGGUUGGUGCUCCACAUGCGAAAGCUUUACCCAGUCAGAAAGGCAACAUAACCGGAGGUCUGUUUCGCUGUAAAUUCACGACACAGAGUGACGACUGUGAACGGAUCCCUGUAGACACUAAAGAUUCAAAACCAGGACAGGGAUUAGACCAUCGGGAAAACCAGUGGAUGGGUGUGAAUGUGAAAAGCCAGGGUCCAGGAGGAAAAGUGGUGGUUUGUGCUCACCGCUACCAGCAGUGGAUACAUGAAAAUCAGCUGAUACUGGGCAGAUGCUUCAUCUUGAAAGAGAGCCUGAUUGUAGAAGAAACAAAAACGUUCUGCAGCAAUCGAGGCAGUUCUAAGGAAGAUUUUGGUUACUGCCAGCAGGGCGUCUCUGCAGCUUUCACCAAAGACAAGGACUACAUCGUGUUCUCGGGGCCUGGUGCAUACGACUGGAAAGGCAUUGUCCGCAUGGAGCCCAUUGAAAAUCUUUUUCUGGAUUUUUACGAAACUGAAAACUACAACGUGUUUGAUGAGAAUUACAUUCCUCUGACCAUCAGAGGCUUUUUAGGUUUUUCUCUGGACACAGGAACAAAUGUGUUACAGAAAGGGGAGCUGGUGAUAGUAGCAGGAGCACCACGCUCCAAUCUCAGUGGAGAAGUUCUUCUCUUAAAGCCUGUUUCUGUACGGGAUCAGAGGAAUCUGUGUUUAGCUCACAUUCUCCAAGGCCAAGGUCUGGCAUCGUCUUUCGGCUACUCACUGGCUGUAAUGGACCUCAACGCAGAUGGAUGGGACGAUAUUGUGGUUGGUGCUCCUCAGUACACCUCGAUAGACAUGGACGAAGAAACAGGAGGCGCUGUUUACGUCUACAUAAACCGCCGAGACGGCCGAGACUGGGACAGAUUACAGCCAGACGUUCUUAUCGGCAAUAAAGGCUCCAUGUUUGGACUAGCGGUGGCAAAUAUUGGGGACAUCAAUCAGGAUGGAUACAACGAUUUAGCAGUUGGAGCACCUUAUGAUAAUGACGGUAAUGGUGCAGUGUACAUUUAUCUCGGCAAAACUGGACACUUGCAAAAAGAAAACCAAGUAUUACAGGGAACAACCCAUCAAAUCAAGUUGUUUGGCUAUUCCUUGACUGGAAACAUGGAUAUUGAUGGGAACGGCUAUCCGGACGUGGCUGUUGGCUCACUUUCUGACACCGUCCAUGUCUACAGGUCAAAACCAGUAAUUAGUAUCGAGAAAUCCUUGACUUUAACACCUGGUGCAAUGAACUUCCUUAAAGAAGAUUGUCAGAAAGGUCACUGCUUCAUAACGGCUAAAACCUGCUUCUCCUACACGACCUAUCCAGGGAUGUAUAACCCCAGUCUGAAGAUUCUGUACAAGCUGAACGCUGAUGAUCAGAGGGUUCAGAAUGGCCAACAGUCCCGCCUCAUUUUCUAUGAACGGUGGGAUCAGAAUGAUCGUCAGUCCCGAUUCAUUUUCAACGAACACUUAGGAAACAUUUCUCUCCAGACACAUGGACAAAAACAAUGUGUGCGAAACCACCUUCGGCUCCGGGCUGACACCAAGGACAAGCUUACAGAAAUCACUGUCAGCAUGUCAGUGUCUCUACUUCAAAGCAGUCCUCUUCAGACGUUAUGCCAAAGCUCUUUACCUGCUCUCGAGCCAGUGCUUAAUGAUCUCCAGCCUCAGGAAAGCACAGCUAAAUUCAUGUUUUUGAAUCCUGAGUGUGGAAGGGAUAAUAUCUGUCAGAGUAACCUGCAGCUGCAGUACACCUUCUGCAACAAACAACAACAUCUGGACUUGUGUUCACCACUAGCUAGGGAGGACGGAGUGGCAGUGAUCUCUCCCGGUGCUGGGACCACGGCGCUGGAGAUCACUGUAACCAAUCAGGAUGGAGAUGAAGCUCAUCUCGCUCAACUGGUUGCGAACUUUCCAGAAUCUCUUCCUUUAUUGUCGGUCGUCCUCAAACGAGACAGUGAACUGAACGUGAAGUGUGACGUGGACGGGACUAAAACGAGAGCCGAAUGUGAUCUUGGAAAUCCUUUCAGAAGAAAUGCAAAGGUAACGUUUUAUCUGUUGCUAAACACCGAUCUUCUGAGCCCGAGCGUAACUGACGUCAACGUGACACUCAGUCUCCAGACGAUCAGCGUGCAAAAUAUUACAGCAAUCGUCGCAGAGGCUCGAGUUUUUUUGGAUCUCCAAGUGUUUGGACAAGCCAAACCUUCUCAAGUGUACUAUCGAGAAGAGGAAGAGAAGAGACAAUCAGAUAAGGAGAUCGGAGAACCUGUGCAGUACCAGUUUUCAAUCAGUAACAUGGUUCGACCUCUGAAGUCCUUCACCUCUGUGACCCUCAACAUCCAGUGGCCGAAAGAGAAUAAAGAAGGAAAGUGGCUUUUUUACCUGCUGAACAUCACCGGGCCCAAUAACCAGAACAUCCCGUGCAGCCCAGUCUCUGAGAUCAACCCUCUGAAACAUGCUCAAGAGGUGAUAUCCAGAAGCAAACGUGAAGUGAAAGACGAAUCCAGACACUCAGCUCUCGGCUCUGAUGGACUCCUGUCUUUAUUUGGAAGCAAACGGCAUUACAAAUAUUUGACAUGUGACGAUGAAUUAAAGUGUGUGCAGCUCAGAUGCCCCCUAAAGGCAGCAGACAGAACUGCAGUCACUCUGCACUCACUCCUGUGGAGCAGCACUUUUAUUGAGGAAUACAGCUCUCUGAAAUAUCUAGACAUUGUGCUAAACGCUUCUCUGAGCCUUGAUGGAUCGCAGAAGAACUUCAGACUCGGAAAAUAUCACACACAGGUGAGACUUACAAUAUUUCCAGAAAAGAAGCCGACAUUUCUCAGUCGAAUCCCCUGGUGGGUGAUUCUGCUCAUCGUGGUACUCACGCUGCUCCUACUUUGCCUCCUGACCUACUUCCUGUACAAGCUGAGAAGCCUCGACUGCUCAACGUGCAGAGAAAACAAAAAAUAUCACAGUAUCUAUGAUAAUCAAGAUAUGAAAUAAACACCUAUGCAAGAAAUCCAACAGAAAAAAAAAAAAUGUUGGUGUUUUAUAGGAUGUCAAAGGAGCAUUGUUCAAUGUGAAUACUGAGCUAAUUUUACUGUUUACUAUUAAAAAGUAGUGCAUGUGUGAUCUAGGAAUACUAUAACAAGGUAAUAGAUAUUCAGUCAAAGCUCUAUAUACUGUGCUUCUGUACAACAGAAAGUCAUGAAGUGCUUUAUUCCUUAUGUACCACAUCAUUACACAGCAACAUGUCAUACGUCAUGAAUACACUGACCAGGCAUAACAUUACGACUGGUAAGGUGAAGAUCACUGAUGAUCUCUUCAUCAUGGCAUUUGUUAGUGCGUUUAUAUUUUUAUUAGGCAGCAAGUGAACAAAGCUGACGUGUUGGAAGCAGGAAAAAUGGGCGAGCGUAAGUAUCUGAGCACGAGCUCCUGCAGCUCAAACUGCUGAACAAGUUCAUUUCGUUGAUGCUCGACGGGUCACGACUGUUUCGGCAGGCAAAGGGGAACCAACACAAUAUUAGGCAGGUGGUCAUAAUGUUAUGGCUGAUCUGUGUAUAAACCUGUAAUUACAUGUAAUUCUGUGAAAAGUCCACAUUCUUGCUAUCACUUACAUUAAAGCAGCUGAAACCAGUUACUCCAUUAUCAACCUUUUGAUUUUUUUUAUGUGAAACUCAAAUAAAAAAAUGAAACUUGUUAA
Molecule: messenger RNA, 3994 nt
Organism: Silurus meridionalis
Lineage: Eukaryota; Metazoa; Chordata; Actinopteri; Siluriformes; Siluridae
Product: integrin alpha-6-like
Exons: 25
Coding region: 124-3294 (1056 amino acids)
Biological process (GO): cell-cell adhesion; cell adhesion mediated by integrin; cell-matrix adhesion
Cellular component (GO): external side of plasma membrane; integrin complex
Molecular function (GO): integrin binding
Source: RefSeq, a predicted model, not a curated record